GGGGGAUGCUGCGGCGGGGCGCCGGCGCGGAGCAGGAGCAGCGGCCUAGGCGGGAGCAGAGGCGGGAGCCGGGGAAGGGCACGGCGCUGCCCUCCUUACUGCGGGGCUCGAAGUCACGUUAAACGUCUCGAGUGCCGUUACCGCCGCCUAGCCCCGUCCCCCGCCAGCAGGCCGGCGGAGCCCAGCGCUGCCUCCUCUUUCUUUUUGCUUUUCUUUCCAAACAACAAGCCCCAAAACUUCGAGCGAGUUGCAUAGUUCAGCGAAGAACCGAGCUGCAGCCUGGAGGGAAUGCUCCACCCUGCCAGGCGGGAGACUUGGGUUUCACUCGGGGCUGGCAGCGCACAGGAUCGCCUUGGAGGCGGCUGGAAAGGAAAGGGAAUAGUUUUGUCACAUAAAAACAAGCCCUGUGUUGCUCUGGGAGCGGUGUCGAAAGUCUCGUUCCUCAAAGGACUCUUUUCUUCUCGGACAGAAAGUUGUUACAGCUGGACUUCUCACUGGAGUCCUUCCGGACCUCACAUGCAUGUAGCGUGAGAAGCCCCAUGUGCAUUUUUCAGUCUGACCGGUGGUUGCCCAGUGGCUGGGUUAUCCUGCCCUGCAUCUGCUGGGGCACGGUAAACACCGUCACCCAAAGAGUUCUGCUGCGGACAUGGCGUGUGGGCACAACAGCUGACAUAAUUUGCAUGAAGAUCAUUUAUAUCCUCCAAUUAGUCUGGGCUAUAAUUGAAGUACAAGAUGGCAAGAACCAGCCACAGCAACUAUGUCCUUCAGCAGCUAAACAACCAAAGAGAGUGGGGCUUUCUGUGCGACUGCUGUAUCGCUAUCGAUGAUAUUUAUUUUCAAGCACAUAAAGCAGUCCUUGCUGCGUGCAGCUCCUAUUUUAGGAUGUUUUUUAUGAACCAUCAACACACUACAGCCCAGCUGAAUCUAAGCAACAUGAAGAUUAGUGCUGAAUGCUUUGAUCUUAUUUUACAGUUCAUGUAUUUAGGAAAAAUUAUGACAGCCCCUGCCAAUUUUGAGCAAUUUAAAGUAGCCAUGAACUAUUUACAGCUAUAUAACGUACCUGAAUGUCUAGAAGAUAUACAGGAUACAGACUCAUCUAGUUUAAAAUGUUCAUCUUCUGCUUCUAGCACCCAGAAUAGCAAAAUGAUAUUUGGCGUGAGAAUGUAUGAAGACACACUUGCUAGAAAUGGCAGCGAAGCAAACAGGUGGGGCAUGGAGCCGCCAAGUUCAACAGUAAAUACAUCCCAUAACAAAGAGCCUGAUGAAGAAGCUUUGCAGCUAAGCAGCUUCCCCGAACAACUGUUUGAUGUCUGCAAAAAAAGCACCACGUCCAAAUUCUCUCACACAAAAGAGCGCGUGUCCCACUCGCGCCGUUUUGGAAGAAGCUUCACCUGCGACAGCUGCGGGUUUAGUUUUAGCUGUGAAAAGCUACUGGAUGAGCACGUGUUAACGUGCACUAACAGGCAUUCCUACCAAAGUGCCAGGUACUACAGUGCUGAAAAAAUAGACUUUAAUGAAAAGGACUCUACUACUAAAAUAAUCUCCACACAAACAGAGAAAUACAAGGGGGACUCUGGCCAAGCUGCGGACGAUUCUUCGUCUCCUGUGUCAAACAUCACAAGCAGAAAAAGCAGCACAGUUGCCUCUGAGACAUCGGGUGAAGAAGGAGGUAGAGCCUCUGAGAGGAAGAGGAUUAUCAUCAAGAUGGAACCAGAGGACAAUCCUGCAGAUGAGCUGAAGGAUUUUAAUAUUAUUAAGGUGACGGAUAAAGACUGCAAUGAGUCUUCUGACAAUGACGACCUAGAUGAUGAACAGGAAGAGCCGCUUUACAGAUACUAUGUUGAGGAAGAGAUCAGAGAGAAGAGAAGUGCUCGGAAGACUUUAAAACCCCGUUUAUCCAUGGAUGAGGAUGAAAGAAAGUGUUUGAAAAGUCCGCGGCACCUUAAUAGGAAGGCUUCUUCAGUGCAGGAAGACGUGGAGAAUGCUCCCUGUGAACUUUGUGGGCUAACGAUCACUGAGGAAGAUUUGUCCUCUCAUUAUUUAUCCAAACACAUAGAAAAUAUAUGUGCUUGUGGCAAGUGUGGUCAAAUACUGGUCAAAGGCAAGCAGUUACAGGAUCAUGCUCAGACCUGUGGAGAACCCCAGGAUCUGACCAUGAACGGUAUCAGAAAUUCUGAGGAGAAAAUGGACUUGGAAGAAAACCCUGAGGAGCAGUCGGAAAUAAGGGACAUGAUGUUUGCAGAGAUGCUAGAGGACUUCAGGGACAGUCACUUCCAAAUGAACAGCCUUCAAAAAAAACAGUUAUACAAGCAUUCUGCCUGUCCUUUCCGAUGCCCUAAUUGCGGUCAGCGUUUUGAAACUGAAAACCUGGUGGUUGAACAUAUGUCAAACUGCCUGGAGCAAGAUCUGUUCAAGAACUCCAUGAUGGAAGAGAACGAGAGGGAUCACAGACGUAAGCAUUUCUGCAAUCUUUGUGGGAAAGGAUUUUAUCAGCGUUGCCACUUGCGGGAACACUAUACCGUUCAUACCAAGGAAAAACAGUUUGUUUGUCAGACAUGUGGGAAGCAGUUCUUAAGAGAGCGCCAGUUGAGGCUCCACAAUGAUAUGCACAAAGGCAUGGCCAGGUAUGUCUGUUCCAUUUGUGAUCAAGGAAACUUCCGAAAACAUGACCAUGUACGGCAUAUGAUAUCUCACUUAUCAGCUGGAGAGACUAUAUGCCAGGUCUGCUUUCAGAUAUUCCCAAAUAAUGAGCAACUGGAGCAGCACAUGGAUGUUCAUCUGUAUACAUGUGGAGUAUGCGGAGCAAAAUUUAAUUUGAGGAAAGAUAUGAGAUCUCAUUAUAAUGCCAAGCAUUUGAAAAGAACAUAAGUGUAAACAUACUGUUAAAGCAUUAAGUUGGCAGCAGAGAGAACACCAAAGCAAGGCAUACAGAAUAGUAGACAAAAAUUGAAAAAAAAAAAAAAAAGUCUCUUUUUUUAUUCAUUUUUUUUUAAGACCCUCCUAACCAUAGGUGUCUAUUUAGGCUCAUUAAGUAUAUAGCUUUGAAAAGCAUCAUGUGUUUAAUUAUUACAUUUUCACUGUUUCCUAAUAUCAGUUUCUGUUCUUAAUUUUAUUGUUUUACUAAGUAGAUAUACAAAUCAUUAUUUUUAAACUGUAGAUUAAAAGCACAAUGUUACCCCUUCACUGACUGCUAUUAAACAGUUCUCGGAUCC
Molecule: messenger RNA, 3212 nt
Organism: Athene cunicularia (burrowing owl)
Lineage: Eukaryota; Metazoa; Chordata; Aves; Strigiformes; Strigidae
Gene: ZBTB1
Product: zinc finger and BTB domain containing 1
Exons: 3
Coding region: 733-2868 (711 amino acids)
Biological process (GO): negative regulation of transcription by RNA polymerase II; regulation of cytokine production; negative regulation of phosphatase activity
Molecular function (GO): phosphatase binding
Source: RefSeq, a predicted model, not a curated record